AUGACACCUUGUCGCUGGCAAGGUUCUUCACACAAAAAAUAUUGUAAAGUUCUGGCGCGUACUAUCUUGGGACUAAUAAUUUAGAAUAUGCUUUAUCUAAAGUAAUUUUCACCACACCCAUGCGAUCGUGCUUACUCUACUUUUCCGAGCCCAGCAUUGUAUUGCUAAAAUAGGUUGAAAUACGGGUAAAAAAAACUAUUGUACAUUCACCCAAGAUUAAGUAAUCAAGACAUAUUGCUAUUCUGGUAACUCCCUGGCUAGACCUCAACAUUAGCUGCUGUUAAUACAUAUAUACUUAUAUUUGUAGAUGCUGAGAAACAAUCAAAAAGCGAACAAGAAAGUCAUGAUGAACUUCUUUCUUUGCAAAGCGGUAAUUCAGAUUCUACUGCUACAUGUUCAAGAGUGGUUCCGGAUCGUCAAUCGAUGACAUCUUCUUCGUCUACACAUACACAUACAACGGGAGUAUAUUAUAAUGAACCUACAGACCAUGUGGACAAUAGUGCAGAUGAAUCCACAUAUAUCCCUUUCCCGCCCCGGUUACCACCACUAACUGUUCCCACUUAUCCUUCCCAAGUGCCAGCUAUGUCCAUUUCGUUGAACACGCCCCACCCCUCCGCCAAUACCACGAAUAACCCCCCGUCUACAACAACCACUCCCCAUCAAGUUCAACAUACCUAUGACGUAACUCAACCACGAUCUGUAGCCGAUUGCAGUCGAACAUCAUAUGGAUAUAAUUCAAGUGUUAAUUUCCCUGCAAGGCCGACAAACCAAGGAAUAGGAAUAUCUUCUGGGCCGACUAACGAUCGCGUAGACAACAUUCACCCAGAGGAGUCUUUGGUAAGUGCUGUGUAUAAUUUAAGCAAUUGAAUAUAACAUUAUAUAAGAAAUUGAAUUUAUUUUUUUAAAAACGUGUGGGUCUAAAAGUUUUGAAUUCGAUUUUUAUUGAAUUCGAUCAAUUGAAAUUUAACUUUUGCUUUGUUGUUUUAUUUGAAGCUCGCAUUAUACGGAUGUUGCGAGUCAGUUAAUGCUCCAGCCCGUGCCUCUCUGCAAUUUUCCCAUGGGUCAAAAUAACAUGCUUGUUCAAGUACACAGCCUAUAUCUUGCGUGUAUAGUUGAGAUGGCACGGCAGAUGAUCGGAACCAACAUUCUGGAGAUUGUAUAGCAUGAAAUAAAGAAAAUUUGUAUCAAUAUCAAGUUGUUCAAUCGGUUGAGGCCUUUUGGUAUGUCCUCAUCUUGCUCCUUAUUCUCGUCGCCCUAGAGAUUCGAGUUAUGGUUAAAUGUAGCCUGAGAGCAGGCGUUUUGGUUGGGGCGAAGUAAACCAAAACGCCUACUCUGCAGGCUAGGUUAAAUGUAAUUAUAGUAAUUGGAGUUGAUGUAUGGAAUCAAUUGAAACCAAAUUUUAAGAAACAUAAAGUUGUAUAACAUUUCAAAAAUGAAUUACUGAAACCGCGGUGAUGAGACCAAUUAUAGUAGCUAUAUUGGCCAAAGAAUUUAAUCAUAUAUUAUGUAGCUAACAUUUUCUUUUUCUUCAUCAUCUUGCUAUAAGUCUAUAUUUAUUCCUGUUUCCUACCUCAAAAUUUUAAAUAUUACAUAUACUAAAAAAAUGAUAUCUUAUAGCGUUAUUACAUUUGAUUUUAAAUGAUUGUGAUGUUAUAUAGGUGAAUUUUAGCAGUAAAAACCAAAGGAAAACAAAUUUAAAAUUCGUCUAAAAUAAUCUGGCGACUUUGAAAGUUAAAACAUUUAUCAAAAUGAGCUUUCUUACCAUAAGUCUUUCCGAUUCUAUUAGGCCCUAUAUCACCUGUACAAACAGUCGUAAUAUAUUUUCAAAAUUGUAUAUCAUUAAUAAUAUACAUGAAAAAAUUAUGCAGAAUCAAAUUCAUAGGUAUAGCACUUGCAUGCAUGAAACACAUGAAAUAAAUCAUUUACUCACUUCACUUGAAUGGCUCAAUAAACUGAUAUUAAACUGUCUUUUGUUUGGGCGCUCGCCACGUGUUUUUUAUUGCACUGAAUUUCCUUUUUUGGCACUAUAUAAAUUGCGAUAAAAUUUCUCUGCUCAUAGCCAAUUAGAAUUGAGUAAUUUCUUUUAUCUGUAUUAUGUUUUUAGGAAUAUUGUACAUGGAAAAAACAAUAAAUAAAAUAAAGAAAUAUAUAAAUUGUAAAUCAUUGUGGAUGGCCCCACGCUUUAAUCUUGACAGCAAUAUUAUGUAUAUUAUUCCAUAUUUUUUUUCCAGACCGGCGACCUUUCGUUGGAUAGGACUGUUCUUUCAAUACGGGAAAAACUUAAGAAGGCAAGGCUAUAGUUGCAAUUUUAGGUCUACACCGUAGAUUGGUCGUGCACCUGUGCAUGCUUAAACCACCCUUCCGGAAAGUACUUAGCCUUGACUUUGCUAUAGAGCCUCGUUUUCGAGAUUGAGAAAUCGGCUUUAAUUUAAGGUGGAUCUCCACCAGACGAUCGUCAAAACAGUUCGCGAUGACACAUGCGCAAUUGAAAAAAGGUUGGAAGAGCGAUCGUCUAGCGCUCGACGAAAACUAGGAUUGACUUCUACUUUUCUCGAGCGCCAGACGAUCGCCAAAUUUUUAACCAAUAAGAUUCUGCGCCGGCUUUUUUUCUUGCUGCUAGUACAUCUCCACUUCUCUCUAAAUCGUCGCGCUCGUCAUAAAAAUCGUCUCAAAAAUUGUCUAGUGGAGAUCCGCCUUUAGAGCAGAUAUAAAGGUCUUUUGUAAUUUCGUAAAAAUAUGUAACACGAUAAAGGACUCUAAAUAGAAUAUCUCAUAUCACGAAAACGAGGAUCUAUAUAUAGUCAAGGCUGAGUAGUUAUUAGAAGGGUGUAUUGCACGCACUAGACUAUAUCUUAACGCUUUUCCGCAUAUAUUAUCAGGUCAACAAAAGGUCUGUUACCGAGACACAAGUGGCAGUUGGUAACAAAAAGAAAAAACAAAGAAAAAGAAUAUAGCGUAUGCAUGGUGUUGAUUUUGUAUCCAUUGGAAUGCACAAAACGUCCUUGGUAAGCGUUUGUUGCGACCUUUAGGGGCCGAUUACAUGGAGCAUUUUCAACCCCGGGGUUGAACUCAGCCCUGUUUACUGGGUUGAAAUUUCAGCCCUGUCUGUAAUACAAAACUCUAUCAAAAUCAAACACGCGAUUACAUGACAAAAUUUUCAACCCAGGGCUGAGUUCAACCCGGGGUUGAAAU
This is a messenger RNA of Paramuricea clavata, 3192 nucleotides long. The record is from the annotation of a GenBank genome assembly. Lineage: Eukaryota; Metazoa; Cnidaria; Anthozoa; Malacalcyonacea; Plexauridae.